Molecule: messenger RNA, 273 nt
Organism: Closterium sp. NIES-65
Lineage: Eukaryota; Viridiplantae; Streptophyta; Zygnematophyceae; Desmidiales; Closteriaceae
Source: the annotation of a GenBank genome assembly
AUGGACCAAAGCCCCCACCACGCUGACGCUGCAGCCGCUCCGCUGCGGGGCACCACCCCGACCAGCUCCACCCCCUCCGCCACCACCGCCUCCACCUCCGCCACCACCACCGCCUCCGCCUCCGCCACCACCGCCGCCGCCACCGCCUCCGCCUCCGCUGGUGCCACCACCACCGCCACCCCCGCCACCACUCCCACCGCCACCCCCACUCCCUCCGCCCGCUCCACCGCCACCUCCACCGCCCGAGCGCGGCGCGGUAGCGAGUGUCACUAG